Molecule: messenger RNA, 1122 nt
Organism: Contarinia nasturtii (swede midge)
Lineage: Eukaryota; Metazoa; Arthropoda; Insecta; Diptera; Cecidomyiidae
Product: ribosome biogenesis protein BRX1 homolog
Exons: 2
Coding region: 105-1070 (321 amino acids)
Biological process (GO): ribosomal large subunit assembly; rRNA processing
Cellular component (GO): nucleolus
Molecular function (GO): rRNA binding
Source: RefSeq, a predicted model, not a curated record
ACACCGCGUGUUUGCAUUGCAUUGACACAUUGGUUGAAGUUCAAACAAAAAGCCCGAGGUGUGCGAACGCGUGAUAAAAUCGUAGCAAAGAAAAAGUAAAAAAAAUGGCAAAAAUCAAGUCGCAAAAGAAGAAAAAGGUACAACAAAUGGAGAAACCAGAAAAUGAAGAAAUUCCAUUGCCUGGCACAAGAAAAUCAGACGAUCCAUUGCCGAAUGUGAAUAAGCGAAACUGGACCAACAAACAACGUGUUUUGGUGUUUGCUGCGCGUGGUAUAAAUCAUCGUGAUCGUCACUUGAUGCGAGAUUUACGAACAUUGAUGCCACACCAUCGUGAAGAAUCGAAAAUGGAACGCUCGAAAACGUUGAGUGUGGUGAAUGAAGUUUGCGGCAUGAAACAUUGCAACAAAGCCAUUUUGUUUGAAGGUCGUCGUAAACAAGAUUUGUACAUGUGGUUUUCAAAUGUACCAGAAGGACCGUCUGCCAAAUUUCUCAUCGAAAACAUUCACACAAUGGGCGAACUUAAGUUGACCGGUAAUUGUUUGAGAGGAUCGCGUCCGUUGUUGUCGUUUGAUCCAAAAUUUGACGAACUGCCAUAUUUACAAUUACUUAAGGAAUUGUUCACACAAGUGUUUGGCGUUCCAAAGCAUCACCCAAAAUCACAACCAUUCUUCGAUCAUGUUUAUUCAUUCACAUUUUUGGAUAAACGUAUUUGGUUUAGAAACUUUCAAAUUUUAUCUGAAGACGGUGGUUUGUGUGAAAUUGGACCAAGAUUUGUGAUGAAUCCGGUGAAAAUAUUUGAGGGAUCAUUUGGUGGUGAACCAUUAUGGGAAAAUCCAGACUAUGUCAGCCCCAGUCGUCAUCGCCAGAUGUUGCGAAAAGCAGCCAAAGAUCGUUAUGUCAAUCGGUUGGAGCAAAAGACUACAUACGAAGUUAAUCGACCAAAAACUACGUUCAUUUUCAAUGAAUUCAAUGACAUUUUCCAAGGUGAUCCAUUGGCCAAGGCAACCGAAUUCUUGGAACGAGAAGAUCACGAAGAGGAAAAGCAAACAAAACGCCGAAAGAAAAAUUAACUUGACACAGAUGAUUUUAUUUUGAUUUCUCUUUUUUCUAUUUUAUUCGUAU